AUGAAGCUCGGAACCCAGAAUCGCUGUCCCAGCAGGCCUGCCUUUGUCCUCGUUGCGGUGAUCGUCUUCCUGUCUACCGUUGUCGGUCUCACAUAUACCAAUUACUCGGAUUCCCUACGGCCUACCCCAAGUACUCACCUACAAAAACCGCUGGAUAAGAGUGUGCUAAAAGGCACAAAAGAAGAACGCGAUGCACAACGGCAGGGAUUCAUAGAGAAAACCUUGAGCUCUCACAUGAAUGUUGACAGCCUUAAGUAUGAUGCAAAGGGGGAAUUCGAGUCGAAACUUUCCACAGACCCAAAAUGGUCCAAGGCAAUGGGAAACAACCUAUGCAUUAUUGACCUUGAUAACCGCCCAUUCACCGACCCUUACCAGAUUUUUGGCCCCAAAUUGAUGAGCUGGGAUCAUCAGAAGGAGGUCCACGGGCUCUCGGUCGGGUUUUUGAACCACUGGCUUUAUGCAAAAAUCCACGGCUACAAGUACUAUUACGUGCAGGUCGAUUCAUUCAAGGAUCGGCGAGCAUCGUGGAAGAAGCCAUCCGUGAUCAGUGAAAUCCUCAAAAACCACGAGACAUGCAUCUACCUCGACUCGGACGCCAUCUUCGACCGCCUCGACCUGCCGUUCGAGUGGCUGAUGAACUACUGGGACAUCCACCCCAAGACCAACUCGCUCGCCAUGGCAUCCGACCCGGACCUGAGCCACAACAGGGACAAGUUCGGCAAGCUCUACCUCAACACGGGCUUCAUCGUCGCCCAGAACAACAAGAAGACGCACGAGAUCCUCAAGGCUUGGGAUGUCUGCCCGAAUGACGGAGGGGAGCACCCGGGGUGCACCAGGUGGCGCGUCAACAUGCCCGGAAGCCCCACGGACCAGGGCGGCUUCGGCAACUUCAUCCGCUACGACUACGCGGGGGACAUCAAGGAGCUCCCGUGCUCGGAGGCGAACGGAUUCCCCCAGAGCCGGACCAACUGCCAGGGCAAGUUCAUCAAGCACCUGUGGACCGGCAAGGACCGGGGAAUGAAGUUCUUCGUUGAGAAGCAAAUUCCCGGGGACCUCCUAGAGCUGUUCCAUGAGCAGUUUUCGGACGAGAAGGGCAGCUUCUUCCUGGAGGAGAAGCAGCUCAUGGCUGGAAGCGGUCAGGGGAAGAGGAUCAGGUCUGCACCGUACAGGGCUUGA
Messenger RNA from Clonostachys rhizophaga, 1176 nucleotides. The record is from the annotation of a GenBank genome assembly. Lineage: Eukaryota; Fungi; Ascomycota; Sordariomycetes; Hypocreales; Bionectriaceae.